CGGCUGGCAGCAGUGCGUAGAGCUAGCGGGAGCUCCCAGCCGGCCCCAUGGUGCGGCACCUGGGUAGCGGCGGCGCUGCUGCUCCCCCCGUGGGAGGACUGGAGCCGGCGCCGCCGCGGAGCGAGGAGGAGGAUGCGGCGGGCGCGGGACAGCACCGCCAGUGCCAGGCGGGCGCCCAGGAGCCCGGAGGCGGCGGCUGUAGCUGCUGCUCAGCCUCAUCCCGGCCGUGCUGCAGGCUCCCGUGGGCACGGAAGACGCCCGGAACAAAGAAGAAAUUCACCUGCCCAGGACUUGGCCUGUUUUAUACCAUAUUGUCUGCCUUCCUUUUCUCAGUGGCUUCUUUAUUUCUUAAAAAAAUUGAAGAUGUACAUUCAGUGGAAAUCAGUGCAUUUCGAUGUGUUUUCCAAAUGACAUUUGUUCUUCCUGGUUUAAUAUACUACAAAACAGGUUUUUUGGGACCAAAAGGUAAACGAGUUUUUCUUUUCUUUCGAGGAUUCCUUGGCUCUGGUGCAAUGAUUCUUCUCUACUAUGCUUUCCAAGUAAUGCCUCUAGCUGAUGCCACUGUUAUAACUUUCAGCAGUCCAGUUUUUACAUCAUUGUUAGCCUGGAUAUUUCUCAAGGAGAAAUACAGCCUUUGGGAUCUUCUUUUCACUCUCUUUACAAUCACUGGAGUGGUGCUUAUUGCAAGACCUCCUUUUCUAUUUGGAUCCAGUAUUACAGGGAUUGAAGGAAGCUAUACAAAUCAUCUUAAAGGAACAAUAGCUGCUGUUAUAAGUGCAGUAUCAACAGCUUCAACUUUUGUUAUAUUAAGAAAGAUGGGAAAAUCUGUGAAUUAUUUUUUGUCUAUUUGGUAUUAUGCAGUAAUUGGAUUAAUUGAAUGCAUUGUAGCACUGUUUGUAAUAGAUGAAUGGACUUUACCAUAUUGUGGUACAGAUAGAUUUCUCCUAAUAUUAAUUGGACUGUUAGGGUUGGGUGGUCAGAUAUUUCUCACAAAAGCAUUACAGAUAGAGAAGGCUGGUCCUGUUGCCAUAAUGAAAACAAUGGAUGUGGUGUUCGCUUUUAUCUUACAGAUUCUUUUUCUCAAUCAUCUGCCAACUUGGUGGACGGUGGGUGGUGCCCUUUGUGUAGUAGCCAGUAGCUCUGGAACUGCCAUUCGUAAGUGGCAACAAAAUUCAAAAAAGACUAAAGAAAAUGAAAUCUAGCAAAUCAGACACUGUUUUGUUACAGAAAUAAAGAUAAGCAUCAUAAUCUUGAAAAAAUAUAUUUUAUAGUAAGAUAUUUUAUUUAAAAUAUUUCAUUUAUUUAACUCUAUUACCAAAUUCUCCCCAAGAAAAGUAGUCAGCUGACUUUCAAGCAGCAUAGCAGAUGUUUUAACUAGCUGGUUCUGCAUAUGCUACUCAGUGUCAUACUGAGCAAGGCAUUGGUGUAUUUUCAGAGAUCUUGCUGUCUCUGUUUCCUGAUUGCUAUCUUAUACAGGCGGUAACUGUCUACAGAAGCUUAUAUUUUUCUUUCCCACAAACUAGUGUUGUUCUGUAAAAAUUUUGGGCCUUAUUCUCCAUUUCUUACAUCUUGUAUGGUCACUCAUCUUUAAAGUGGGAGUAAAAGUCUAUCAUUCUAAUGUUGUAGUUUGCAUUCACAUACUACAAGUAUAACUGAAUAGAAUAGGAGCAAGGCAGUGGAGUCUAAUUAUUUUUUCUUCACUCUAUACAAGUUUUUUAUUUUUAAUCUUACAGGUGUUUAGUGACAGUUUCAUGAAUACACUUGCUCCAAGAAGUUAGGGCCCCAUUCAGCAAACAGAAACAACAACAAAAUAAUCCAGCUUCUGUACAACGGACGUGCGAGGCUAACUUUUAAUUUAAAGUGACUUUCCCAAUAGACCAAGUCACAUUGACUUACUACUUCUUUAGUUGCUACAAUUUCAGUGAUGAAAGAAAAUGGUUCUUAGUAUAGCCCAGUCAAGGCUCCUUCCCCACUCUGAACUUUAGGGUACAGAUGUGGGGGCCUGCAUGAGAACUUCUAAGCUUAACUACCAGCUUAGAUCUGGUCCGCUGCCACCAUUCCCAAUGUGCUAA
Molecule: messenger RNA, 2072 nt
Organism: Trachemys scripta elegans
Lineage: Eukaryota; Metazoa; Chordata; Testudines; Emydidae
Gene: SLC35G1
Product: solute carrier family 35 member G1
Exons: 3
Coding region: 48-1202 (384 amino acids)
Biological process (GO): regulation of cytosolic calcium ion concentration; calcium ion export across plasma membrane
Cellular component (GO): plasma membrane; endoplasmic reticulum membrane
Source: RefSeq, a predicted model, not a curated record